Molecule: messenger RNA, 2187 nt
Organism: Paramecium tetraurelia
Lineage: Eukaryota; Ciliophora; Oligohymenophorea; Peniculida; Parameciidae
Exons: 6
Source: RefSeq, a predicted model, not a curated record
AUGCUGCAAUUAUAGUUAGAGGUGAGGACAAUCUAAUUUUAUAUUAAUUCAAUGACAGAAUUCUGUUCGAUCUAAUUUAUUCAUAACUUAUCGUCAACUCCUUUGAAGUCAUUAUUGAGAUGUAGAUGUAGAGAUAUCCAAGAAAUUAGGGAAAAAAUUGAUUUAAACAUAUAAUACUUUGAUAAGGGGAAUUUAAGGCUGUAGAUAUAUGAUGGCUAAAUUAUUUUCGGAGAAGCCACAAUCAAUUUAGGAUUUUACAUUGAAAACAGCCUACCUGUCAUCAUCGACAACAUUACAAUACAGAGUAGGUAUGAUCAAGAAGCUUAUGUUGAGAUGAGUUUAGGAUGGAACUAAUUUGAGUAAACACAAACUAAAGAAAUUCAAUAGGCUAAUCCCAUAAGAGAAUAACCAUUAUUUAUAAAAUUAUCUUAAUAAACAGCUAAUAGAGUACCAAAUGAGAUAGAUCACCAGAUCGAAAAUAGAUUAAUCAAUGCUCCUUCUUUAGAAUAGAUCUAUAUUCUUCAAAGCAAAUAAGAAUAUAUAGAUAAAAAGUCGAUAGAAUAAUAGAAAUAAUUAGAGGAUGAAAAAAUAGAAGAUAUCACCAAAGCACAUCUCGAAACAACAAACUCUCGAAGAUUCUAAACUCCAAAGGACAGCAAACUCGCUAAAAAACAGAAAAUUUAAAAGUCUUCCGGACUAUUAGAGCAUUAUAAAACAUAAAUUCAUUCAAAAUCGACAUAUAGUGAUUCUAAGCAAGCUGCCAGAGAAUAAGGAUUAAGGAUAGUACAGAAAAGUCCUAAUAUUUUUGAUUAAAAAGCAAAAAUUAGAAUUCAUAGUCAUUAAAAUGAAGAAAAUGAUGCAAUUAAAGGAACUGCGAAAUAAUAAAGAAAUUGUAAUAAAAACGCAGCACCAAUAGAAGAUUAAGGGAAGAAUAGUUAAAAAUAUUUAGAGGCUGGGUUCUUUACAAGUAGGUAACUAGAAAUUGAUUUGAAAGAGUAUAAAUAAGUCUCAAUUCAGCAAUUAUUAAAUGAAAAUCAAUAGAUGUAAUACUAGAUAGAGAGAUUGUCUUUAGAGAAUCAAGAUUUGAAAGAGUAAUUAAUAAAAAGUGAAGCAACGUUUAAUUUAUUAUCAGAGACUUAUACCAACCUUAGAAAUGAAUAUAAAAAGGUCUAGAUUAAAAGUUACGAUAGUUCUAAUAACACCUUUAUAAUAAAUAAAGAAUAUGAAUUUAUUAAGAAAGAACUGGAGUAGAAGCAGAAACAGAUUGAGUUCAAUUAAAAGGAAACUGAAUUAGGGAAAAUAGAAUUAGAGAUAACUAAGAGGGAAAAUAUUCAAUUACAAAUAGAUCUAGAAUAAAUUAGGAAGGAGGUCUUUAAUAAAAAGAUUGAAAAUAGUGAACUCUUAAAGGAUAUUUAAGAAAAAUAAGUCAAAAUAAAUACCUUAGAGGAGUAAUUACUAAAUUAAUAAGUUAAUCAAUAAUUAUCUCAAGAUCUACAACUAUAAGAAUACUCAGAAGAAUAAAAUAAUUAUCAUUUAUAAUAAAAGAUGAAUAGCAUGUAAAUUUAUAGAAUUGAAAUUGAUAAUUAUUAUUAGGAAUUAAUAUAAACACGAUAAAAACUACUAAUUUAGGAAUCAUGUGGAAAAUAGCAAUCAGAAUUUCUGGAGGAAAGACAGCAAAUUAAUUCGCAAUUACAAUAAGAAAUUAAUUAGUUAAAAUAAAAAUUAAUUGAAAGUAAUAAAGAAAUAAAGUCAAAGACCUUAGAAAUCGAAAUUCUAAAAACUUAAAUCAAUUCGCACUUAUAAAUACCGGAUAACCAGAAUCUAGACUUGACAUCUCUUAUCAAUCAAUAAUCUACUCUAUACACAAAUCUUAAAUAAGAAAACCAAUCUUUGGUCCAUCAAAAUAGAAAAGAUUAAGUCAAGCUUGAGAGUUUGUAGAAGGAACUAGGCAUCUAUAAAAACAUUGUUAAGUUGAGUGAAUAGAGACAACAAUCUCUUGAAUAAGAAAUCUAAUAACUUGAGAAAGCGGUUUUAAAUGGUAAAUAGAAUAUGGCUGAUGUAAUUAAUGCUGUACUUGAGUGUGGUGGACCAACCUUAGCUGAAGCUGUGGAAAGGUUCUUAAUAACGAGAAGGAGUUCGAAAAUAAGUUGAUAAUAAUUUAUUAAAUAAUUAAAUUAAUUUCAUUCA